Thermothielavioides terrestris NRRL 8126 is the source of this 4639-nucleotide messenger RNA. RefSeq lists its product as uncharacterized. Gene Ontology annotation, biological process: endosomal vesicle fusion; vesicle-mediated transport; protein targeting to vacuole. The transcript is spliced from 5 exons. Gene Ontology annotation, cellular component: late endosome; HOPS complex. Gene Ontology annotation, molecular function: protein binding. Lineage: Eukaryota; Fungi; Ascomycota; Sordariomycetes; Sordariales; Chaetomiaceae. The record is from RefSeq and is a predicted model, not a curated record. Bases 145 to 4254 code for a protein of 1369 amino acids.
GGCGCCCAAAGCUCCCAAGGGCCCGAAGUCGCAACGGCAUCGAGAGCCAGAGCUGCAUCCAGCAGACUUUCCGUCGCGCAACUCCGUGCCGCCUCGCCUGGACCUCGAAAACGCCAUGACGUUGUCUUUGCCGCUCGAAUCAACAUGACAGAAACCCCGCCACUGCCUGGCGACAACGAUCCGCACGAUGGGGCCACAGAACCAGCGCCCGGCAGCGAACGCGUGAUCAGCCAAGGCAGCAGCACGCCAAACCCGAGCCCGUCCUCCCAGCUUGGACAUCUCUCGAAUAGCGCCAAGGAAGCUGAAGAUGCACCGGGCAGAAUGAUGGAGCAGUCGACGGACGAAGAGGAUGGCGAUGACGGCGACGACGGUGGCGACGACGGGGAGGAGGAAGAAGAGGAGGAGGAGGAAGAGGAGGAAGACGACGAAGAGGAGGAGGACGAAGAGCCGAAGCUCAAGUACGCGCGCUUGACCCAACACCUCGGGCCUGUCUACCGAAAUGGCGAUGCGACCAGCGCCUUUCUUGUCGCAGGGGACAAGAUGAUUGUUGGGACUCACAAUGGCAACAUCCACGUCGUCCAGCUACCAGCAUUCCAGUCUUUGCGAGUCUACCACGCCCACUCCGCCUCCGUCACCUCGCUGUCGAUAUCCCCGUUUCCGCCUCCACUCCCUGCCUCCAAACCUGACGUGGCUGCCAGAUCGGUUUCUGACAGUCCUCAACGACCAGCCACGGCCACGAGCAACAGCCAUUCCUCGCCAGCUGCCACCUCCCGAAGACCGAAAGAGCAGCAGGUCGUGCCGAACACACCGUCGAAUAAUAUCUACAUCGCCACGUCCUCCACGGAUGGCAACAUCUGCGUGCAGUCGCUGAUUGACGUCAAGGACGUGCAGUUGCGGAACUUUGCCCGCCCCGUGCAGGCCGUCGCCCUGUCGCCCGAGUACAAGCACGACCGGACGUAUCUGUCGGGCGGACUGGCGGGCCAGCUCAUCCUGACCGUCGGUGCGCCAAAUGGCCGGAGCACGGCCAUGACCACAGGUGCCACCGCACAUGCGGCUGGCUGGCUGGGCGGCAUGGUUGGAGCCGGCACCGGGAGGGACACCGUCUUGCACUCGGGCGAGGGGACCAUCAACACCAUCAAAUGGUCCCUCUCGGGGCGCUACGUGGUCUGGCUCAAUGAACACGGCAUCAAGAUCAUGCGCACAAAGCUCCAUCUCGACAACGCCGACGCCGAAGAUGCCUGGAAGCGGAUAGGCCAUAUCGACAGGCCUCAGACAGACGAGUGGGAGACCAUGGCCAGUGUGUGGAAGGGGCGGGCGGAGUGGAUAGACGAGCAGGCGGUUGAGCACGACGAGGUUGCCGCCGAACACCGCGAGGCCGUGCUGUCUCCAGCGGCUGAGAGCCUGAAGCGGCAACAGCUCAAGAAUGGCAAGAAGGCCGAGCGACUUCUCGUGGGGUGGGGUGGCACCAUUUGGAUCAUCCACGUCCACCCCGGCGGCAUCGGUGCGGGCAAGAACGCUGGGGAGAGGUCCGCUGGGCGGGCGGAGAUUGUAAAGAUACUGCGGAUGGAUUGCAUCAUUUCCGGCAUUUCGUUAUAUACCCAGAACCUUUUGUUGGUUCUUGCUUACUGCUUGCCCGACGAGGAGGAAGAGGACAACGAAGCCAGCGAGCCAUCUCGAGGCCACAGGCAUGCGCUAUCUGAGAGCUCUACCGGGAGCGGGCCUUCCGGAGGGAUCCAGCGAAAGCAGAACAGGCAGCCGCCCGAACUGAGACUCAUCGAUUUGUCGUCGCAGGCCGAGGUGGACAAGGACGGAUUGACAGUCAGCCGCUUUGAGAGGUUAUCAUCGAACGACUAUCACCUCGGCAUCCUGCCCGCCCAAAACGCCGCUGCCGCGGCAUCAUCCAAAGGCGCCCUGGAGGCGCUCGCAGGGCUAGGCACUGACGUCCUAAACGCUGCCCUGAACCCCAUGUCACUAUUCAGCUCCGCCGCAAGCGUCAUGAGCAAAGGCAGCGAUGGCGCCUCGGCCUCCAACGUGCCUCCUUCGGCGGCCCGGUCAGGCGGUGCCUCGGUCCACCCGCAUCUGCUCAAGCCAGGGGUCAAAAUCUUCAUCCACAGCCCGUAUGACUGCAUCCUGGCUACCAGGCGCGACCUCAGCGACCACCUGGCAUGGCUCCUAGACCACAAUCAAUACCAAGAAGCAUGGACGCUAGUCGACCAGCAUCCCGAGAUCAUGUCGGCGGCUCCCGAUGCCACGCCGACAUCGCCGCAACACACGCAAACCACCGACGACUUCUAUGACGAGACUGCGUCGGUCGCCGAAGGCAUGCGGUCCUUCAACUCAGCUGCAGAGAAAGAGAAGCGGCGGAUUGGCGAGCUGUGGAUACAAGAUCUCAUCGAGGCUGGCGACUGGGCUCUGGCCGGGCAGAUAUGUGGAAAGGUCGUCGCCACGCCCGACCGUUGGGAGAAAUGGGUGUGGACGUUCGCCGGUGCGAACAAGUUCGACGAGAUUGUCAACUACAUACCCAGCGAACGCACGCGGCCCCCCAUGCGAGGCACCCUCUACGAGGUCAUGCUCGGGCACUACCUGCAGGUUAGCAAACCCCGAUUUCGAGACCUGCUGGAUCGGUGGUCGCCCGACCUGUACGACGUGAGUGCCAUCACGUCGGCUCUGCAGGACCAGCUCAUGUACCGAGACGUGCGGGAGGAUAGUGUCGAGGACGGAGAGGUCGGCCGGGACUGGCGGAUCGUCAUGGAGAGCUUGGCCAAGCUGCACGAGGCGAGCGGCAGGACCAGGGAGGCGUUGAGGUGUCACAUCAAGCUGCAAGAUGCCGACUCAGCAAUGCGGCUGAUCAAGGAGGGCCACCUCGCAGACGCCGUAGCUGACGACAUCCCGAGCUUCAUCAGCCUGCGCGUCCCUCAAGACCACGCCGCGAAGAUGAGCCGCGCAGAAUUGGAGCAGGCCACUGCCGAGGCCAUCACUUUACUGGUAGACGAGGCACAGCACGGACUGGUAAAGCCGGACGUUGUCGUCGCGCAACUGCAGGACAAAAAGCUGGAUCUGUACACGUUCUUCUACCUCAGGGGUCUCUGGCGGGGAGAGGGCAUGCACGAGCACCCGGGCGAGACACAAGCUCGCCUCGUAACCGACAGCCAGUCGCUGGUUGACCAGUUUGCCGACCUUGCUGUCCAUCUCUUCGCCAUUUUCGAUCAAUCCCUGUUGAUGGAAUUCCUCAAGACCUCGACCGCGUAUGCAUUCGAAAAGGCAGCGCAAGAAUGCGAAGCGCACAACUACGUCCCCGAGCUUGUCUACCUCUACUCCAAGACCGGCCAGACCAAACGGGCGCUUUAUCUCAUCAUCGACCGCCUCGCCGACGUCAGCCGCGCCAUCGCCUUCGCCAAGGAGCAGGACGACCCGGACCUCUGGGAGGACCUGCUCACGUACAGCAUGGACAAGCCGCGCUUCAUCCGCGCGCUGCUCGAGGAGGUCGGCACGGCGAUCGACCCCAUCACGCUGGUGCGGCGCAUCCCCGAGGGCCUGGAGAUCGAGGGCCUGCGCGAGGGACUCAAGCACAUCAUGAAGGAGCACGAGAUCCAGCACAGCAUCUGUGAAGGUGCGGCGCGCGUGCUGCGCAGCGAGGUGGCCGCCGCGCAGGCGCUUCUGCGGAGCGGGCAGCGCAGGGGCGUCAAGUUCGAGGUCGUGCCGGCGCCGAAAGCCGGGAGCAGCACCAAGCCGCCCACCUUCGCCGGUACUGCUGCCCCCGCCUCCGGGCAUGCAGACCCGCCGCCGGCAGCCAAGGACAAAACGAAGUCUUCGGCUACCACAAAUGGCGAGGCCGCCUACCCAUCCGGCACAACCCCCUCUUCCAACACCCCCACCACCAGCACCGCCGCCGCUGCCGCCGACCCCAAAGAAGCAGCACCCAAGAAGUGGACGCCGGGCCACUGCGCGGACUGCCUCGCGCCGUUCUGCCCCUGGGAGACCGAGACGCUCGUCGGCUUCGCCUGCGGCCACGUCUUCCACCUGAGCCACCUGCUGCAGCGGCUGCACGCACCGGGCGGCGGCGGCGAGGAGGUCGACCGUUUGGCAACGCUGAGCGGCGUCGGCAUCGGCGUCGCGGGGGAAGAGCCGAGCGCGGCGGCGGCCGCCGCCGCGGCGCACCUUGUCGGCCCCAAGGUUGCGCAUGCGCGGCUGCUGCGCGAUCGGGUUGCUGGUGGCUGUCCGGUUUGUGUGAGCGGGGAGAAAGGGGGUCGGUGAACCGUGUGGAAGGGUUGGAGGAAGGGAAGAGAGUCAAGGCGGGAGGUGGGGUAAGGGGAAGAGAGUGUGGCAUGCUAAGGAUGGCGCUGUUUAUACUGCAUUGUACACACGGUUCUGCUUUGUCUGACUAAGGUAUAUACCAAGAACUUUGUUGAACUCUCACCGCCCACAGGCCGCGGUGAUGAACGACGCCGUCGAGGCCCCUUGCCAACAAACUUCGCCCAGGGCGUGUGGCUCAGUUGGUAGAGCGUUCGCUUAGCAUGCCCUCGUGUAUGCGAAAGGUCCUGGGUUCGAUUCCCAGCUCGUCCAAAGGCAAAUCGUAACACGGCUGUCUGCUCUUCGCUUUUGCUUCUUUUCCCCAGCUCGUGCGUAUUUUUUGCCUUAU